Molecule: messenger RNA, 2145 nt
Organism: Henningerozyma blattae CBS 6284
Lineage: Eukaryota; Fungi; Ascomycota; Saccharomycetes; Saccharomycetales; Saccharomycetaceae
Gene: TOS2
Product: Tos2p
Exons: 1
Coding region: 1-2145 (714 amino acids)
Source: RefSeq, a predicted model, not a curated record
AUGGCGGUACUAUUUAAAAGAGCAUCUUCAGAUGUUGAUUGUAAAGGAAAAGACAAGCAUUCAAGUGAAUGUGCUUUACCAGCAAGUAAUACUCAUUCAACUGCUGUAACUGUAGGGGUAGCAGUUGCUGUGCCAGUGGGUGUUUGUUUAAUCGUAUUAUGUGUCAUUUUAAUUAUUAUCUAUAAAAGAAGUAAACGUGAGGAGAAAGAAGAAUUAGGAUUCGAUAAAGAUAGUUCAGCAUUUAUCAAUGAUCAACAAAAUCAACAACGCCACUCUUAUAAGAAAAAUAUUUAUAAACAACAAUUACAAAAUCAAAUGCAACCUCAUAUGGCUAAUCAAAUUAAUUAUAGUUUCACCACUUAUAACGAUACAAAUUCGUCAUUUUUCAAUGAAAAAUAUUAUUCAAAUAGUCAAAGUAUGGAACAUUUCCCUAAACCACCACCAACUCUAUUCAAUAGUACUGUUACAAGCACCAGUGAUUCUGGUUCCGAUCCUUUCCCAUUACCAGAUGGUAGUGAUACAGAAUCAUUAAAGAAUUUCGCUAGAAGUGCUGCAAGAAAUGAUCAGAUGGGUGGGUAUUCAUUAGCUACUACUCAAAGUAAUAAUACUUCAUCACCAAUGAAAAUAACAAAAGAGAUGAGAGGGAAAUCAGGGCUUUCAUUUAAAAAUGAACAUUUUGAGUUCGAAUUAGAAAAUCCAUCUACAUCAAAAUUGAAUUCCAAUGGUAAUAAUAAAGCAAAAAAUAUUUCUACUGAAUAUGACGAUGAGAGUUAUGCCUCAAAUACAUUGUCUCCUCAUGAAGAAGAAAGUAUUAAAAGAAUGAAAAGUAUUUAUGAUGUUUAUUUAGACAAAAAUAAACAAAGCAUCAACGAUGAAAAGCUAAAAAAUAAGAUCAAGGAAGAAAUUAAUGAAUUACCAGAUGAUCAUACUUCUUUACAAGAAGAUAUUCAACGUGAUGGUUCAGAAGAAAAUAUUCAAUAUAUGUUUAAUGAUGAAAUUGAUAAUAUUCCAACGACAGAUAACCAUGACACUACUUUAAACAAUAAUGAAUCUGAGUCUUCCAUGUUGAAAAAAGAUUUCGAAUAUACUAAUAGAAACACAAUUAUUGAAGGUGAUAUGACUGCUGUUCAGGAUGAUUCAUUUACUACUUCUUCACAACCUAUGAUGAAUCCUAAAAAUUCAAGUGUAUUACAAUUAAAUAAAAAUCUAAGUUCAAUUAGAGCUCCUUCUUCUAUUUAUUCAGAAGUUCCCCAAAUGAGCAUAACUGAUCAAUCUUUUAAAAAACAGUCCUAUGUCUAUCAGUAUAAUCAAGAUUCUCAAUAUGGCUACCAAGAUUCCCAAAGUCAAUAUCAGGAUCCUCAAUAUGCAUACCAAGAUCCUCAGUAUCAAUACCAAGAUCCACAACAGUAUCCACAACAGUAUCCACAACAGUAUCCACAACAGUACCCUCAACAAUAUAAUAAUUUUGAUAAUGCUAGUAUUCAAAAUUCUAUGCAAUAUAGUUAUCAAGAUUAUUCAAAUAACAUGGGUUAUUAUGCACCACAAAAUUUACAAUUUAGUCACCCUCAAACUUUGGAAAGUAUUGCCGAAUUGCCUACCCCAACAAAAUUGGUAGGCUCACCUUCUUCUUUGUCAUUGACUUCUUUCAAACGUAAACCAAAACAACCACAGUUGAUGCAUUUACAAACUGUUAGAAUCAAUGGUACAGCUUUAAAUCCUAUGGAUCACCCAGGAAUGUUUUAUUCACCAACAGAUUCUACUUCAAGCCAACAACAGCAAUUCUUGAUGCAACCACAAUAUACAACACAAAAACAAGCAGCAAAUGCAAAUGGUGAACUAAUCCCAAUGCCACAUCAUAUGAGGAAAAGUAUUGUUAUGACCGAUCCAUCUGCAUUAUCCAUUGCUAAUCGUUAUAAACCAGCAGGGUCUUUACGUAAUUUCAGCAAUGUCUCAAGAUCAAAUACAAUGACUAAUAUGUCACAAAUGAGUAUUCCAACUAUGCAACAUGAUCAAAGAGUUAGCGGUUUAUUAGAAAUAACUGAUACUCUUCAACCACCAAGUGUUGGCCAAAUAUUACCUCACCACGGGGACAAUGAUGAAUUAAGAAGACAAUUAGGUACAUCACAUAACUACAAUGUCAACUAA